Molecule: messenger RNA, 1242 nt
Organism: Aspergillus mulundensis
Lineage: Eukaryota; Fungi; Ascomycota; Eurotiomycetes; Eurotiales; Aspergillaceae
Product: DNA-directed RNA polymerase I subunit RPA43
Exons: 1
Coding region: 1-1242 (413 amino acids)
Biological process (GO): DNA-templated transcription initiation
Cellular component (GO): RNA polymerase I complex
Source: RefSeq, a predicted model, not a curated record
AUGGCCGUUGACGCAAUGGAUAUUGACUCGACUCCUGUCUCCGCGGUGCAGGCGGAGUCCGAAAAGGAGCGCAAGCGCAAACACAAGCACAAAGACGAGCCCUCAUCGCCGUCGUCUAAGAAGAAGCGCAAGCACGAAAAAACAGACAAGGCCGACAAGAAGGACAAAAAGAAGAAGGAGAAAUCCUCAAAGAGCAGCAGCAGCAAGAAGGACAAGAGCAGCAAGUCCGACGCCAAAACAGCCACCACGCCCGCUCCCAUACCCGACUCUCCAUACUCUCUCACCACGGCAACGCUCUAUCUGCCUCUCUCGCCGAUUUCGAUCUCACCUACGCACGCCCUCGCCUCGCUCCUAGCAGAGCACCUCUCCCCUCUUCUUCUAACCUUCUUCCCGCCUUUCCAGGGCAUUAUUCUCGCCUACUCCAAUGCGUCGAUAUCAAGCGAACCGCCCUCGUCCCCCUCCCCCUCCUCAACCUCACCAAACCCGCAACCACUGACCCUAGCCGCCACAGCCGGCGAAUACGGCGUCAUGUAUGUCCACCUCACAGCGACAUUCCUCGUCUUCCGUCCGCAGCGCGGUCAGACCCUCGAGGGCUGGGUCAAUGUUCAGUCAGAGGGCUUCCUCGGUGCCGUCGUGCUGAACCUCUUCUCCGUGGGCAUUGAGCGCAAGCGCCUGCCCCCAUCCUGGAAAUGGAUCCCUCCAGGGGAGAAGGACUAUAACGAGAACGGGACCGCGCCGAACCCUAAUUCCGACGAAGACGAAGACGGCACAUCCUCUACGCCUUUUGACCCGGAAAAGGAACACUUCAACCCCGUCCCUCUCGCCUCAGACUCGAACCCGUUCUCCUUCGACCAAGAGCAAAACCCAGAGGCCGACAUUGGCGCCGACCAGACUGAAAAUGGAGAGGGUGCAGUAGGUACCGACGAAGACUCACUGGAAGGCCACUUCCAGUCCGUAUCCGGCCACCGCGUGCGCGGGACAGUCAAGUUUCGCGUCGUCGAUAUCGACGUCAUCCCAGGGACAGAGCGGGACCGCGGCUUCCUGAGCAUAGAAGGGACGAUGCUGUCUGAGGAGGAAGAGGCCAAGGUCAUUGAGGACGAGAGGAACGGCAUCAUUGCGGCUGUUCCUUCGAGCUUACGCAAGAUGACGGUGCCCAUGUCGUCGGGCGGCAUUAUCGUUCCGCAAGUGGAGAACGUGGAGUUGGAGUCUCCGAGUAAGAAGCCGAAGAAGAGUAAGAAAUAG